GCGUGGGAAUCGGCAAUGGGCCUGCUCGUACUUUUCCCUUUAAACUACUUACCCCGUCAAGAGUGGAGAAGAUCCAUCCAACCAGACCAGACUCCAGACUCCGAGCAGUUCCAGUUCUACUGUUCGAUGUCCAUGGAGAAAAGUCCUUCAUCUGGGUUCCUAAGCCAAGAUCUAGGCCUUGACAUAGCCCAGACCUUCUUCAAGCCCAUCCAUCAAACGGAGCCCCCAUCUCCCACCAAGCGUCACAUAAAGAUCACCGUCAUCGGUACCGGAAACGUUGGCAUGGCCAUUGCUCAGACCAUCCUAACCCAGGAUCUUGCCGACGAACUCGCCCUCGUCGACGCCAAGCCCGACAAACUCCGUGGUGAGAUGCUCGAUCUCCAGCACGCCGCUGCCUUCUUGCCGCGUACCAAAAUUGUCGCCUCGGUAGACUACGACGUUACUGCUGGAUCGGACCUCUGCAUCGUGACGGCGGGAGCGCGUCAGAACCCCGGUGAGUCGAGGCUGAGUCUACUUCACCGGAACGUGGCACUCUUCCGGAAUAUAAUACAACCGCUAGCACAGCACUCGCCAGAUUCGAUAUUGAUGAUAGUUUCCAAUCCGGUGGAUAUUUUGACAUAUGUCGCCUGGAAGAUCUCUGGUUUUCCUUCUAACCGGGUGAUUGGAUCGGGGACGAAUCUUGACUCGUCGAGGUUCCGAUUUCUGAUAGCGGAUCAUCUGGACGUGAACGCUCAGGAUGUUCAGGCAUAUAUUGUUGGGGAGCAUGGUGAUAGCUCGGUGGCACUAUGGUCGAGCAUAAGUGUAGGAGGAGUGCCGGUACUGAGCUUUCUUGAGAAGCAACAGAUUGCAUACGAGAAGGAAACGCUAGAGAAGAUCCACAAGACAGUGAUAGAGAGUGCGUAUGAGGUGAUACGUCUCAAGGGUUACACUUCUUGGGCAAUUGGGUAUUCAGUUGCUAACCUUGCUCGAUCUGUAUUGAGGAACCAAAGAAGGAUCCACCCCGUCUCUGUUCUUGCCAAAGGCUUCUACGGGAUUGAUGGUGGGGAGGUGUUCUUGAGCUUACCAGCUCAGCUUGGAAGGGGUGGUGUCCUGGGCGUGACCAACGUGCACCUGACGGAGGAGGAGGAACAACAGCUCCGUGAUUCAGCAAAGACACUUUUGGAGGUCCAAAAUCAGCUUGGUUUGUAGUAAUAUAUACUAUUGUUUUUCUUCAAAUUUCCAGAGUCUACUACAGUCUGCUUUCCUACUUUCAAGUGGACGUCUUGUGCUUGUAAGAGAGAACUCCCAUUUCAUUUUCAUGAAGGAAAAUCAAGUAUCCAAGCAAGGUCGUUGGUUGAUU
Molecule: messenger RNA, 1339 nt
Organism: Nelumbo nucifera (sacred lotus)
Lineage: Eukaryota; Viridiplantae; Streptophyta; Magnoliopsida; Proteales; Nelumbonaceae
Product: L-lactate dehydrogenase B-like
Biological process (GO): lactate metabolic process; pyruvate metabolic process
Cellular component (GO): cytoplasm
Molecular function (GO): L-lactate dehydrogenase (NAD+) activity
Source: RefSeq, a predicted model, not a curated record